GGCAGAUAGGUGGACAGACUGUCUCCUGCUAGAGCUCAAGGACUGAAGGACACGCUACCUAAAGCGCAGCUGAUAAGCGGCUUUAAUCGGCUAAUUUUGCCCCGGUGGCCUUUAGCAGGCUACAGGUAAACACACCGGAGCUGAAACCACCCGCAGUCCGACACACUCACCGUGGUCUGACCCCAGAGACGCUCCGGAUGGUCGGCAACUCAACAAACUGAGCUCUUUAUUUUUUAUUUUUUUUAAACCGAGGAGCCAUGGAGCUCCUCAACUUUCUAACGGGUUGAAGAUUUGAACGCGCUCUUGAUCCUCCCCAUGUUCAUGGCUUUAAGUGUUCUUUCUCCAGAGCAAAGCCGAAACUUUCCCUGCAUCUUUUUAAUAAUCAUGAGUUAGCGUUAAAAUUUGUGAAGAAGGCCAAAUUUCACCUGGUUCCAUCUUGUUUUACGCGCUGUUUCUUUGCGUAAAGUGCGCACCGGAGCGCCCUGGAGCUCAACUGUAGAGUUUGAGUCAAGUAGCCAAGAUGAUAUCACAGUGCGGGGAACAGGGUCUGGCCCGGCCUUCAUGAGACCCCGCUGGCCGCGCUGCUGUGGCUCGGACCGGGACGGAGCGGAGGAGCCGCGGCGGAGAUGGCGUCCAACCUGAGCGCGGCGGCGGCGGCAGCGUCAGCACCGGAGGCGGUGGCGAGGGAACACAACCUGCCGGCGCUGGUGUUCGGGGUGCUGCUGAUCGUGGUGAUCAUCUGCGGGAACAUGCUGGUGUGUCUUAGCGUGUUCUCCGAGAAGGCUCUAAAGACCACCACCAACUACUUCAUCGUCAGCCUGGCCGUGGCGGAUCUGAUGCUCGCGGUGCUCGUGCUGCCGCUCUUCGUCUACUCCGAGUUCGAGGGUGGCGCUUGGACCCUCAGCACCACGGUCUGUGACGGUCUGAUGACGAUGGACGUGAUGCUGUGCACCGCCUCCAUCUUCAACCUCUGCGCCAUCAGCAUCGACAGGUUCAUCGCCGUGUUGAUCCCUCUGAACUACAACAGGAAGCACGUGGACCUGCGUCAGACGGUGCUUUUAUCAGCCACCUGGAUCCUGGCUCUGGCGGUGGCAUCGCCCGUCUUGUUCGGCAUCAACAACGUGCCGGGUCGCGACCCCACGGAAUGUAAACUAGAGAAUGAUGACUACGUCCUGUACUCGUCCGUGUGCUCCUUCUUUAUCCCCUGUCCCAUCAUGCUGUUCCUGUACUGCGGCAUGUUUCGUGGCCUGCGGCGCUGGGAGGAGGCGCGCAAAGCCAAACUGAGGAACAGCAUCCAAGCCUGCCGCAAACUGCAGGAGGCUGCUGCUUCGCUGCCACCGCUGGCCUCACUGCCACCGCCUCUCCCGCCCAUUAUAGAGCGAGAACUUACGGAUACACCGGACGAUCAAGAUCGGCCCUUCAACCCCUCGGUGUACAUUGACGGCCCUGUGCGGACAGUUAGCUUAGCAGAGAUAAAGUUCAACCCUGAACCACGCAGGAGAAAGACGGCUAAGAUCAACAGCCGAGAGAGGAAGGCCAUGAAGGUGCUUCCCGUGGUCGUGGGUGCCUUCCUGUUCUGCUGGACUCCUUUCUUUGUCCUCCAUACAUUGCGAGCUCGCUGUCAGGACUGCAACGUCCCACCGGCCAUGAUGAGCGUGGUGACGUGGCUCGGCUAUGUCAACAGCGCCAUCAACCCUAUUAUCUACACCGUCUUUAACACUGAGUUCAGAAACUUUUUCAAGAAAUUCCUUCAAGGCUGCUGCUCCAAAAGCGCCCGAUAAGGACGCUACUGCUGCACAAAUUUUUACAGCUGCAAGAGACACUGCUGACUGUUGAUUUAGUGUCUAUAGUCUUUGUUCAUCGCUCAUGUGUCAUUCCUUUGUGAGGAUUUUAUUUUUCUACAUUUGAUGACUGCAAAGUUUGUUUUAGCUUGAUAUUUGCAGUGAAAAAGCUGCAGUCUGAGGAACAAAGCAUUCAGAGGAUCAGUAAAAUAUCUACAUUACACAACUGACAAGGAAGGAUUUUGUAUGAUGAGUUUCUUCCUUCUCCGAAUAA
This is a messenger RNA of Labrus bergylta (ballan wrasse), 2055 nucleotides long. It is a transcript of the gene drd4a, whose product is annotated as dopamine receptor D4a. Lineage: Eukaryota; Metazoa; Chordata; Actinopteri; Labriformes; Labridae. The record is from RefSeq and is a predicted model, not a curated record. Gene Ontology annotation, cellular component: plasma membrane. Gene Ontology annotation, molecular function: dopamine neurotransmitter receptor activity, coupled via Gi/Go; G protein-coupled receptor activity. Gene Ontology annotation, biological process: negative regulation of voltage-gated calcium channel activity; adenylate cyclase-activating adrenergic receptor signaling pathway; negative regulation of cytosolic calcium ion concentration.